Gymnogyps californianus (California condor) is the source of this 4272-nucleotide messenger RNA. RefSeq lists its product as uncharacterized. NCBI's taxonomy places the organism in Eukaryota, Metazoa, Chordata, Aves, Accipitriformes, Cathartidae. The record is from RefSeq and is a predicted model, not a curated record. The transcript is spliced from 7 exons. Bases 869 to 1780 code for a protein of 303 amino acids.
GUGGUUCGCCUCAGCCUUGUCGGGAGGUUUCCUUGGCGCCCUUUCCCCAGGGAGAGUUCGGCCAGGCCGGGAAGCGAGGCGGGAGUGUGCCCUGUGGUCAGGGUGGACGGAGCAAGGUGGCACUGCGAAAGGCCGCGAUAAGAAAACCUGAUGCCUUGAGCAUGUUACUUCUGGAGAAGCACGUGGCCUACAUAGCUUCGCUUGGGAGAAGGAAAGGUGACAUAUUCUUCUAUGAUGUCUCCGUGUUGCUGAUGUAAAUGAAACUGUUGAAUAUAUUGCAGAAAUACAACUUGCAGAAAGAGGGUGCCUCACUUGCUGAAGACAAAUGGGGAGAAAUAGCUACAAGGUUCUCCCUCUGUGCUGCAGUAUGUGACACUGCGCAAGGACGUGAUAAGAAAACCACAUGGCCCGCUGUCUUUGGAGAAUUGUGUGGCCUACAUAGCUUCGCUUGGGAGAAGGAAAGGUGACAUGUGGCACUGCGAAAGGCCGCGAUAAGAAAACCUGAUGCCUUGAGCAUGUUACUUCUGGAGAAGCACGUGGCCUACAUAGCUUCGCUUGGGAGAAGGAAAGGUGACAUGAUUACUGACUGUAACAGACCAGUUGCAUCAAAUAAAUGUUGACUUGCUGGGUUGGUGGCUUUGUGAACAUCACAUACCUUCUGGAGGACUCAGUGGGUGAUCAGAGAAGGUAUUAGGUAUGUCACUGUGAGUGCACUGCUAUCCCUGGAUGUGCCUGUGCAUCAAUACCAACCCGGAGACUGGGUGUAUCUGAGGAUGUGGUCAGAUGAACCAUUGAAGGAGAAGUGGAAAGGCCCUUUCCAGAUUUUACUCACCACUUACACAGCUGUCAAGCUCGAAGGAGUCGCUCGAUGGACACAUUACAGCACGAUCAAGCCAGCCACAUCACCAGAAUGGACUGUCAAACAAGAAGGACCUUUACGCUUAAAAUUAACUCGGGAAUCAUGAAGUUCUGGGUUAUAUCCCUUGUGGUGAUGUCAGGAAGUACAGAAAUUGAUACAGGUGGAGAAACCAAUGCAGACAUAGAUGAAAACUUAAUUCUAACCUUAAUACAAGGGUUUGGUAGAGUGCGUAAUCUUACUAGUGUAACAGCGUGUAUCCCAAUUCCUCAUUCAGCUACUCAGCAUAUCCCAUGGGGUAUUAUACCGAUAAAUUCAUCUUUAUUGGACAAAUAUGAUAACAUCAUAGAAGUCUUUAAAUGGGCUAACGCUUCCCAUUAUUUAGAUAAAGAAAAGAUGUGUAGACAAAGAGGUAGUGAUAUUUUACAAGAUGCCACUUCUUGGAGACCAGGAAACAAUAGAACAGUAUUUGGAAGGGGCUCAAGUGCACAAUGUCCUAACGGAUCACACCCCUUAGGUACUGAGUUUCUGACAAUGGCAUUAACAGCCUCCGGUGGACAAGCUGCAGGAUUAUUAAAUCUCUGUGUUACUAAUAACACAGUAGCUAAUGUGACUACCGCUCUGGAAUGUACUAACCUUAGGAAAAAACUCAGAACUUGGACCAGACCUUUGGAAGGGUAUUGGAAAUAUAUAGGAAAUGUAGAUUGGUGCUUUAAUUGGGGUGCAAAGGCUAUUUACAACAUUAGCAGAGCCAAUUGGAGGUGCCCCAACGUCUUAAAUCGUAGUAAAAUAUCAAUCCUAAAUUCUGCUUUGAUGAUGGAACAGUGUAAGAAACAAAAUUCUUCAAAUGGAAGUUGCAGACAAGAAAUUCCGUCCCCAGGUUACAUGGUAUGGGUCACGUCGGUUAGAUAUUGGAGUACCUGACUACGGUUUAGUACAGUAACUAGAUAAGUAACUUUAGGAUUAUUGACCCUAUGUCCCACAUGGAAAAAGAAUCCAGUUGAAGCCCAAUAUUGGGGACGAAUUAAAAGAAAUAUUAAGACAGAAAAAGGCCCUGAUACUUGGACAGGGCCCUCAGCAGCAGUACAACUUGAUUGGGGAUUCCAGAGUUUCCUAUUACCAGGACUAAUGGCUUUAGAAAAUCGAAUACUGAUAGAAGAUUUGACCUGGCAAGCAGAAACUUUGUCAAGAGCCACUCAGAAAGGAUUCCAGAUUAUUAAUAAACAGGUCCAAGCUAAUACUAAAAUGACUUUACAAAAUAGACUAGCCUUAGACUGGGUAUUGGUUAAAGAAGAAGGGGUGUGUGGAUAUCUUAAGUUAGACAAAGAACACUGCUGUAUCCACAUCCCAAACAUAACUGACAAUCUACAAGAACAGUUAGACAAAAUGAGAAAAGUAGCCGAAGACAGCAGAGCGGUCAGAGAUGCAGCAGAAGAUAACUGGCUCAACAAAAUCCUCCAAGGAUUAAAUGGAUGGUCUCUAAAAGGAUGGUUAGCUACGUUGUUGGAAGGAAUAAUUUGUGUAGUUGUAAUUAUUAUAGGAAUCUGCAUAGGUUGUGCUAAGAGAACCAUUGAGGAAAAAUAUAUGGAAGUAGUAAGAAAAUCUAACUACUUCCAAAGGGGGAUUGAUACCAAAAGACUUAGACAAUUUGACAAAGAAAAGGCCCCCUUUGUGUAAACUUUGUGCAGAUAGGAGAAGCAAGUCUGCGUGCCAAAGAACAAUACAUGCCAAGAAGGCAGGAUGUGUCUCAAUAUCAGUACUGUACAUCCUGGUUCUGCUGACUGAGUUACAAAAGCAGAAGUUGCCAGACCAGGAGUUGUGACCAUAGGUGGGCAAACUGAGUUAAGGGCUAUACCUCAAAACGACCACCAGAGACUAUUCCCCAAUUCAGUACGCUUGUGUAGAGGCAGUUUCGCAAUCUAGUAGCACAUGCAUUAGGUUUCCUGGAAGUAGGUGGACACUUCUUGGAGAUUAUGUGAAUAUUCACUUUUUUAAUGUAUAUAAUGAGUAUGCUUUCGUCCCUCGGUGUGCGUGUUAGGAGGAGGAAUCCCCCAUGCGCCCAGCGCUGUAAUAAACCAAUGUCAGCUUUCUAAACUAUCGUUUGGUUUGGAGAGUUUUCUUGGUUACAAUUUUCCAGUAACAAGACGAGCUGAUACGAAGCUCUUUGUCCUUACUGAUGAACAAAGCGCUGUGGAUUGUUAGCCUCUCCCAUAGAAGGCGAAGGCUGUUUCAAAAUUACCUUCUUGCAUUUUUGCUUCUUGAAGAAGGGAAGAGGUCAUCUAAAAAGAGGCUGCAUCCAGGAACUUUCUUCUCUUUUACCCUGAAGCAACUCUUAAGUGUUGUUUCUCUGCAACAGUAUUACGAUAGCACAGCUAGUAGUUUGCAGAAUCACCAAUACCAUUUGCAAUGUCAUGUUUAAAACAAAAUUAAAUAAUGUUCUGCUCCUCUGUUUGCCAGUUACCUGAUGUGUGGUGUUCGUGGUGGGUGCUAGCAUCUCUGGAGGUGACUGGCAGGUUACAUUGGAUUGACAGAGAGAAACCGCACUGCUUUACUGUGGCUUGCCAGGAUGGGGAGAAAUUCCAGGUUACCUUUGCAAGUGCCACUUUUUUUUGUCAAGGGAAUCACACUCAGUACAUAGGAAUUUGCCAUAUUUUUUCCAUGUUGUGUAGACAUUAAAACCAAAAAAUCCUCUUCAGAAUCUCUGGUCUAGUAUAGACUGAGACACCCUGGAAAUUACUAUGUGGGUGAUACUGCAUGACAAUGUAGACCAUGGUAGGUUGAAAUCCUAUUAAUAGUAUUGGAGUUUUUAUCUGGGGGGGGUCUGGUUAACUUCAUUUCCUAAGUCAGCUGUGCUUUUUAAAGGUCUCCUUAUAAGAUAUAUGGGUUAAAGGACAGUAAGUAUGUAUACAAACUAAAUACUUAAGAAUAUUCAUACUUUUUUUUACAUCAGAUUUUUUAAGAAUACUGUAUUUGUAAAGGGUCAUCACAGUUUGUUAAGCAAACAAAAUCACUUUUUUUCAAUGUACUGUGAAAGAAAUUAGUUGCGCAAUGUGUAUGUUAAAAGACUUGUGUCAUUGUGGUGCAAGAUACAUUGCUAUCAUCUACCUCUAUUUUGUUAAAUGUAUUCUUGAUAAGCUAUUUCUGAGCUUAAAUAUUUAGAAACAUUGCAGUAAUUGACCUGCUGUUCUCAGACCUGCUGUUCUCAGUCUUCAGUUAUGGCUCCUUUAUUACAGGCUUUUAGAAAUUUGCACUUCUGUAACUUUUUUCCUCAUGCAAAUCUUUACAUGGAAAGAUCCUGACAUUAUCUCAGUACUUGGUCUUCAGUACUGAGGUAUAGCUACCCAUCCCAGCAAUAUGUUUUGCAAGGUGCUGUAUGAGAAUUUGCAAAAGAAUAAUCAAUAAUUCAAGAACAUAAA